Messenger RNA from Cornus florida, 2526 nucleotides. RefSeq names its product protein LONG AFTER FAR-RED 3. Gene Ontology annotation, molecular function: hydrolase activity, acting on carbon-nitrogen (but not peptide) bonds. Lineage: Eukaryota; Viridiplantae; Streptophyta; Magnoliopsida; Cornales; Cornaceae. The record is from RefSeq and is a predicted model, not a curated record. The transcript has 14 exons. Bases 157 to 2028 code for a protein of 623 amino acids.
UAGAGGAGAUCCAAUAACCGAAGCCUACAAUAUGAAGCUCAAUGAAAUAUACAUUUUGAGUCAGAAGACCCGUUACCUACCUUCUUCUCUCCUAGAGCUUUGCACUUCUAGAGAGAGAACGUCGUGAAUGUACACACACACUCUCUCCUCUCACUCAUGAAUUUCUGCAUAAUCUUCUCCGCCUCAAUUGUUGUCCUUCUCUCUAUAGCCUUACUUCCUCUACUCAACACUAACUAUUUCUUGAAUUGGAGACACGGACAAUCAUCUUCGUCUUCUUCAGUAGUUGCAGAUUUGCUGGUGACCAAUGGAAUCAUCUACACGAGCGAUGACUCCUUCCCGUUUGCCGAAUCCAUGGUGGUUCGCAACGGUCGGAUUCUCCAAAUUGGCAAUUAUUCCUCUGUCCAGGGUUUGGCUGGAUUUGGGACUAAGGAGUUGAAUCUAGAGGGGAAAAUUGUGGUUCCUGGAUUUAUUGAUUCCCAUGUGCACUUGAUUUUUGCAGGACUGCAGAUGAUGCAGGUGGAAGUCCGAGGUGUGAAAAGAAAAGAUGAGUUUAUCCAAAGGAUCAAAGAAGCAGUGACAAAUAUAAAACAUGGAUCCUGGGUAUUGGGUGGUGGAUGGAACAAUGAUCUUUGGGGAGGAGAGUUGCCAAUGGCCUCUUGGAUUGAUGAUAUCACACCUCACAAUCCUGUAUGGAUAUCAAGGAUGGAUGGUCACAUGGGCUUGGCCAAUUCAUUGGCACUAAAAGCUGCAGGGAUUACUAAUUACACAGAAGAUCCAAACGGUGGGACAAUAAUGAGAGGCACUGACAGAGAACCCACCGGACUGCUGAUUGAUUCUGCAAUGAGGCUUGUCCUUGCCUGCAUCCCAGAAGUUUCAGUAGAUGAAAGGAGGGAAGCGUUGGUAAGAGCUAGCAAUUUUGCCUUGAUGAGGGGUGUAACAACAGUUGUUGAUUUUGGGAGAUAUUUUCCUGGUGCAUCAGCAGAGCAUCCAUGGGAGGAUUUUUCAGAUGUGUACAGAUGGGCUGAUUCAACAGGAGAAAUGAUAAUCAGGGCUUGCUUAUUUUUUCCAAUGGAGACAUGGUCACGUCUACUUGAUCUUAUACACAGGACAGGUCGUGAGCUGAGUGAACGGAUUUACCUAGGUGGUGUUAAGGCUUUUGCAGAUGGAUCCUUGGGAUCUAACAGUGCUCUCUUUCACGAGGCAUAUAAGGAUGAGCCUCACAAUUAUGGCUUACAAGUAACAGAUUUAGAAAGUCUAUUCAACAUGACAGUCUCAGCUGAUAAUUCUGGGCUUCAGGUUGCUAUUCAUGCUAUAGGUGAUAGAGCAAAUGACUUGAUCCUAGAUAUGUAUGAGUCGGUGAUUUCUACAAAUGGAAUGAGGGACCGAAGAUUCAGGGUUGAACAUGCUCAGCAUUUGGCACCUGGGACAGCAGGCCGAUUUGGUGAAAAAGGAAUUGUUGCUUCAGUGCAGCCAGAUCACCUGCUGGAUGAUGCGGAUUCUGCAAUAAGAAAACUUGGCAUGGAGAGGGCUCAAAAAGGGUCUUAUCUAUUUCAGUCACUCCUGGCUGGCAAUGCAAUAUUGGCAUUUGGUUCUGAUUGGCCAGUGAGAAUCUUUAAGCUCGCUCUUUCAUGCUCACAUAUAUACAUGUGUGUGUAUUUAUCAAAAUUCAGAUUUGUUCAGAUUUGUUCUUACAACAACUGCAAUAUACAAUAUUUUAUAUUGUUAUCAUUGUCUCAGGUUACAGAAAUUAAUCCUUUACGUAGCAUAAAGACAGCAAUAAAAAGAAUUCCUCCUGGUUGGGAAAAUGCUUGGGUUUCAUCUGAGUGCAUUGAACUGAAUGACGCACUAAAAGCGUACACUAUCUCAGCUGCUCGUGCUUGCUUCCUUGACAAGGAUGUCGGAUCUUUAUCUCCUGGUAAAUUAGCGGACUUUGUUGUGCUGUCUACAGAUUCAUGGGAUGAAUUUGCAUCAGAAGGAUCUGCAUCGAUUGAGGCAACGUAUGUUGGCGGUGUACAGGCCUAUCCCUGAAAAUUGCAUGAUUUCGGAAGGAAAGAUGGCAGAAGCUUCUGUACAGAAAAUAGACUCUACCAAGAGGCCAAAGGCUCGGUGAAUUAUAUAUAGAAGGAAAAAGUUAGAAAUGCUGAGCUGAAAUAGAAGUGCUUAUAUUAUCUACAAGCUAUCUUCGGGCAAUUGUUGUAAUAGACGUGGUUUUUUUUUUUUUUUUUUUUUUUUUUUUUUUUUUUUUUUUUGGUGUGAUUUAUGUAAUUGUUGAUUGCUUUAAAUAAUUGUUGCAUUAGCUAGAGGAUUGGGUACACCAAUGACUAAAAUAUUCUAAAAAAAAAAAAAAUCCCAUCUGGCUUUAAUUUCAAGCUUAAUGCCAUUCAGGAAUAUAAGGAGAGAUGAUGGUUGAUAUAUAUUUUGACACUCGAAUGUUUAUGUGUCCAAGCUUUGUAAUUUUAAAAUUAUCAAAAUCGAAUUUGAAGGAAUUCUAAUUUACAUUUUGCUAAGUUUGUUUUUGUUCUUAUA